Messenger RNA from Owenia fusiformis, 1677 nucleotides. The record is from the annotation of a GenBank genome assembly. Lineage: Eukaryota; Metazoa; Annelida; Polychaeta; Sabellida; Oweniidae.
GACUUUUCAAAAUGGCGGACGCAAUUUAGAAAUUAUUGUUUGAUUUUUGUGAAGGAUUUGUCAAUUUACUAAACCUAAACAAUGACAGACAUACUAAAUGCCUUGAAGACACAGGAUUUUCCUAAGUGUACACAGAUUGCUUUGUGCCACAUAGAAACCCUACUGGCCUCAUGUAGAAGUAUACCAGGUCUGGGAGACCCACAGAAUGAACUCGCACAUAGAAUCACGCAGGAAUAUGUGUUUUGUCAGCAUGUGUCAAGGAAAGGUGGACUUUUCAAGAAACUCACUGCAAUCCAAGAAAUUCAACUUUGCGAAUUGCUCCUCCAACAUUUUGGGAAGCAGCAAGACCCGAGUAAAUUGCAAGCUUUAUUUAACCAGCUAUUUGACAUGAAACAGGAGCCAUAUCGACUGGAUAUUCUGUGUAAGAUGGUAUCUAUGGCGAUUGGUUUGAAAUCUGCCCCUGUGUUGAAUGCAACAGGUGCUUGGCUACAGAUCCAAGGCCCCAGUAAACCAACAUCUGCAGUCCUUGUUGGAGCGCUCGUCUUAGAUUACUGUCAACUGAUACCUGAUGUUGUCGCAUCUCUUCACGCCAUUAUCCAAAUUUCUCCUCGUUUCACACACAGCUUCCUAAUGGCAGCCUCUAUGCUGUAUGAUCUGAAAGAUAAUAAAGAAAAUAAUAGGAUACCCCCCGAUAGUCUUGUUGAAGUGAUAACUGAUUGGUUGGCUUCAGAGCCAUCUAUCUGCUACCCAGGGAAACACAGUACACCACGACAAGCCCCAAGCCGUCCAUCAGGACUAUGGAAUCCUGGGAUUGAUGUAGAACCUGAUUUGGGGCCAGAAUCUCCAAUACCUGGAUUUGUGAAUUGGUGUGUCAGAGCACCUCUUAUAUACAACCAAGAUUAUUUGAAGCUGCAUCCUGGUUCAUCUAUAGAGACAUUAAAGAAAACAACCAUACUUUACUCGAAGUUACAUUUAGCUUUAUUACACACGAUUCAUUUGUAUGGCAAACAAAAAGCUCCUCCAUCGGGGGAGUUACUAAGGAACACCCAUAUGCUGCAAAUAGCCUCAAAUCUUGGAGUGUUAAUUGGAAAGAAUAAAGACAUGGAAGUAGAUCUUGUAGAUGUCACUUUAGACAGACUUGCUCAAAUAUAUCAAGUUGCCAUGGCAACUGGUGCGAUGAAAUAUUCAAAGGAUGAUAUCACUAAGAUUGUACAUAUGUUACCUAGCAAUAAGUUGUUUGAGGCAAUGGCUGAGUUCACAGUUGGUCACUAAGACAAGUAGCGUAAUCUCAGACUCAUCAACCACCAACCCAAUGUCUGGGAACAAGCUAUGGAUAGUCUCUUAUUAUGAGCCAUAAGCAUGGAAUCUUUUUGACAACUUGUAUAUUCAAUUUGACAAGAAAGACAGAAAAGAAGCCAGGGAAAUAAAUCUUGAACAUACAUGUACUGAUGUAGUUAUUUUUUCAUGUAUAACAUUAUCUUAGAAAAUCAAAUUUUCUAUGCACAGGAAUUCAGAUAACUCUGUGUAUGAGUAAGAUAUAUGUGGGAUUAUUUUGUGGAAAAUUCAUUUCUCUGAGAUAAGUUUUUUCCAGCUAACUUUGGGACAUAAAAAUCUCAUACCUUAGUAAAACCCUGGGAGUAAAAGGCUUGUUUAAGAGCAGGCCUGUAGCCAUGGAGG